AUGGGAGCAUUGGCGAGUUCUAAGGAACUGGAUUUUGAAGUGCUAAAAUUUGGGUUGGAUGAAAAAGAAGCGGUAAAGGAGCGUUGUUUUACACUGGCGGCGUUAGCCCAUGCACUGGCCCAUGUGCAACAGUUGAACGGAUUUGUGCCCACUCCGACACUUCUGAAUUCGCCGAGUUUCCUGGCACCGCUCAUUCAGUCGGUUACUGUUUCCACGGCGAACAACGAACAAACGAAAACCGUAACGAGUCCGGUGCUGGCCAGUCCCAACAGGCAAUGA
Molecule: messenger RNA, 279 nt
Organism: Gongylonema pulchrum
Lineage: Eukaryota; Metazoa; Nematoda; Chromadorea; Rhabditida; Gongylonematidae
Source: the annotation of a GenBank genome assembly